AUGAACUUUAACCAGGAUAAUCUAAACAGUAUCAGCGCUCAGCUGCACGAAUUAUCGUUUGCGAAACCAGGCGCGGGGCUCCAGGGUUCACAGAGUUACCAUAGCUCCACGUCUCUGCUAGACUCGAUUGGGAUCCAGCGAGCCAAAUCACCGUACGCCGGGCAGGAGGGGGCCUUUGGAGGGCCGUUCCAGAAGGGCCAGUUGCCGCUGAUGGGGUCGUGGGGACAGGGCGCGUAUCAGCAGCCGAUGACCCCGUCGACACCGCUUUCGUCGACUGCAGUGACGCCGCUGACAGCCAGUAAUGUCCCGCUGAGCACGUUUCAGCUGGAGCAUGGCCCUGCAGGACCGGCGCUUCUGCCUGGGGUGGCGGCGCCACCCGGAUUUGGAGGGUUCAUGGCUGCUCCGCAGCUGCAGGAGACUGAGUGGAACUACAUAGACCAGGCGGGACAAAUCCAGGGCCCGUUUACGUCAGGGAUGAUGGACUCGUGGUAUGCGCAGCGGUUCUUUAUGCAGACUCUUCAGAUCAAAAUGAGUAGCAACCGGCUCAAUCCGCUGGGCCUGGAUGAGAACGUCUUUAUAACCCUGAUGGGACUGAUAUCGAAGGUGAACGAUUUCAUCGAGCCGUUUAAGAGGUUCGACGUGAUAUGCUGGCAGUUCCAGCAGCAGCUACAGGCCCACGAGCAACCGCAGAUGCAGACGCCCAUUACUUCGCCGGAGUCAGUCCACCCGCAUUCCGGCUGGCAACCUACGCAACGUGCGCGACCGCUGGCGCGCAUUGAUCAGCACGACUACACUUACGAAGAAAUGAUGCAGAUUCGGGAUAACGAUGGGGGACGAUACCAGGAAGUAUCUGUAGUCAUUCCGAUCUCAAAAACGGUGAAAAAGCUUACGGACGAGGAGUAUAGCAUUGAGUGGGACGCGCAUAAUGUUAAAAUGACUAUGCGCCAGGAGGCGUUGGAGCGCGAGGCGCAAAUGAAAGCAAAGGCAGAGGCGGAAGAGGAGCAGCGCCGGCAGCAGGAGGAGAGACCAGAGGGGACCAUGCACUUACAGAUUGCAGACCAGCAGCCCUCCCAAGAGAAGACACAGCCACAGCAUCUGCAAAAGCAGCCAGCCGCGCGAGAGCCUCUGCAAGAUGUAUCUGCGCCUGUGCCUGCAAGACCGAUAGAGGCCGAACAUGAGCCAGAAGUAGCCGCCGCUAAAAGAAUGGAGGCACCCGUACAGCAAGCAGCGGCACAGAGAAACACACAACAAUUCGAGACCACUUUGGUACUGGAAUCUUCGGCAGAGCUAGAUUAUCAUACCAGAGCACCAGAGGCUGAAGCCCCUUACGACGCGUCUGUGGUGGACACGAAGCCCAAGGAGGCGCCAGCAAAGCGCGAGAUCAAGGCGAAACCUGCCCCAUGGGCGAACAAGACGCCGGCCCCAGUGGAGGGACCCUCUCUGAUCGACAUCCAGAGAAAGGAAGAGGAGAAGAAGAAGAAGCGUGAACAAGAGCUACUGUUGAAGAACCGCAAACAGGCGCUGAAGCUUCAACAGGAUCUUCUGAAAGAAGAGCAACCAUCCAUUAGCAUAACAACUGUCGCCUCGUGGGCGAGCAAGACUAAGCCCGCAGAUGUCAUCAAGGCCGUGAAAGACUUUGACGAGACUUACCAGGCGCAGAUGAAGGAGAAGGAGUUUAUCGAGGAGCAGAAGCGGCUGUGGGAGAAGGCCCAGAAGAUUUACAAGACACAGAAGACGGCUGCGAAGCCCGCAGAGAGCGAGUGGACCAAGGUUAGCAGUGCGAAGCAGACUCAGCCGAAAAUUGUCCCGAAGGCUUUGCUGCAGCCGGCCACCUACACCAGCCCAGACAAGCUGCGCGCUGUCAGCGCCAGCAGCGCCGUCCCCCGUGUUCCAAGCAAGAAGUCCACUCUCUCGAUCAGUUCUUUAUCGGCGGCUGCCAAGCAGCCCGCCAUUGCAUACGGCGGCAACGCCUCGACCUCCGCCCGCCAGGAGUUCUUGAGGUGGUGCCGCUCCCAGAUGAAGCUGCUCCCAGGCGUCGAAAUAAACAGCGUGCUAGAGAUGCUGCUUUCGUUGCCUGCCGGGACAGAGUCGCAGGAAAUCAUCGCAGACACAAUCUAUUCUAACAGCUCCAUCAUGGACGGCCGCCGCUUCGCGGCGGAGUUCAUCAAGCGCCGUAUCGAGUGCGAGAAAAAGGUAGUCGACCCGCUGACCUGGAGCCAGGCGCUGUCUCUGCCCGAUGGCGAUACCGACGACUGGGAGUUCCAGGUCGUCGGCAAGAAGAAAGGUAGAAGACACUAG
Messenger RNA from Eremothecium gossypii ATCC 10895, 2298 nucleotides. It is a transcript of the gene SMY2, whose product is annotated as Smy2p. The transcript has a single exon. The coding region runs from base 1 to 2298 and encodes 765 amino acids. The record is from RefSeq and is marked provisional. Gene Ontology annotation, molecular function: protein binding. NCBI's taxonomy places the organism in Eukaryota, Fungi, Ascomycota, Saccharomycetes, Saccharomycetales, Saccharomycetaceae.